Eutrema salsugineum is the source of this 618-nucleotide messenger RNA. RefSeq lists its product as uncharacterized. The record is from RefSeq and is a predicted model, not a curated record. The transcript has a single exon. The coding region runs from base 1 to 618 and encodes 205 amino acids. Lineage: Eukaryota; Viridiplantae; Streptophyta; Magnoliopsida; Brassicales; Brassicaceae.
AUGAAUUUUGCUCAGUCUCAGCCUCCAGCAACAAUGAAUAAUCCGCCUCUAACAAUGAAUCCCCCAAACUUUAGUCUUAACUCUAAUUUGAUAAACCCUAAUAACUAUGGUCACAAUUGGAAUGGAAAGAAGAUGGAGCCAAUUCGGAGAAUGCAUAACUCUGGUAUUCGUACUGGUCCAACUGGUACAAGAUUGCAGCAGCUACAUGGCUCUGGUUCACGUAUUGAUCCUCCGGCCUUGAACAAGCUUAAGUCACAAAACAGUUUGAAGACGUUUUGUCCGAAGAAGAAGUAUAGUAACCGAUAUGUUCCUCAUGCUCCUAGGAACACAAGUUCGUUUAUCAUCAGUGCGAAUAAAUCUGGUGGCAUUGCUGAGUUGGUGUCGCCAUGCCCUGUGACACCAAUGGUGUUGCCUACUCCGAAUUUCUCUCCAUCGGAAAAGGUUUUGAGCGAUAUGGCGAAGGAAGAAUGGGGAGUUGAUAGUCAUGGAACAAUGAAAGGGUUGAUUAGGCUGAGAUCUGAUGGUGGAAUACAUGAAUUGGAACCAUAUGAUGAGGAUGAUGAUGAAGAUGAAGGAGGAUCGUGUGUCUCAUGUGGAGGGGAGGAGAUUAGACCAUGA